This is a messenger RNA of Rotaria socialis, 702 nucleotides long. The record is from the annotation of a GenBank genome assembly. Lineage: Eukaryota; Metazoa; Rotifera; Eurotatoria; Philodinida; Philodinidae.
AUGUCUUCAUCAUCUAAAGUGGUCAUUCGAUUAAUGAUGCUGCUGUUGAUUUUGCUUGUAUCCCAGUCAAAUGCGAAUCAAUUUAAAAGUGAUAAUAUGUGCAGCAUAACACGAGAGGUUUUAUGUGUCAAACAAGUUUUCGAGAUUAUAACAACAACGGUUAAAAUUAUAGCGCGAACGAUAAGUGAAGUUGAAACGAAUAUUGUAAGCUCAGACGCUAACAUUGACACAGUCAACCACAUUUUCAAACAGCAACUCUAUAAAAUUCGUGACCAGUUACCCACACGCCAAUAUCAUACAAAGCUUUUAAGACUGAAUAAUAUUAACAAAGCAUAUUUAAUUCAUUUACUUUUGGAAGCACAUGAUGCUAUGAGUUUUUAUUAUAAUUCCAUUGAUGAUAUAUUAAAUGUAAGUUUUGUAUCUUCAUCAAAUGUUCAGCUAAAACAAAUUCAAGAUAAUCUAAGAUAUGAAAUUAUUUGUGAAUAUCGUAGCGUGUUAAAUGUUUAUUCCCAUGAAUGGACACCAAUUAAUCAUAUAAAUCGGUUAGAGUUUGCACCAACAACAUAUCCUAGUACUCCAUCUUUUACUCAUAAUUAUCAAUCGAUCUUUGUUGUUAAAAUAUUGAACGAAUGGAUGAAACUUAUUGAUUCAGUUAUAAUCAAGCUCAAAGCAGAAAAUUUUCUAACUGCCAACGCAUCGUAA